Molecule: messenger RNA, 394 nt
Organism: Paramecium octaurelia
Lineage: Eukaryota; Ciliophora; Oligohymenophorea; Peniculida; Parameciidae
Source: the annotation of a GenBank genome assembly
AUGAAAAAUAAACCAACUUAGAAUCAAAUGAAAAAGUAUUAAGAUGAAAAAUAAUAGCAAAGAAUUAACAAAAUAAUUAUAGAAUCAUAAUAGCAAUUCAAAGAAUUUCAAUAAGUUAGCAGAAGAGAAAAUGAAAGUUUGAAAUCAGAGUUGGAAAACAUGUAAAAGAAAACUUAAGAAUAAAAUGUAAGGUAAAGUCAGGAAAUUGAUGAAUUAAAUAAUACAAUAAAAGAGGUUCAAGUAACAUUAUAAAAUCAAUUUAAAUUAAGCAAAUAAACUGAAGAUCAAGUUAAAGGCUUAACUGUUUACUUUAAAAACAAAUAACAUCUAAAGGAAUUUUCUGAUAAGAAUUUAUUUUAUGAGAAAACUAUAAUAUCAAAACAUUAACUUUGAA